AUUAUUACCUUCAGGGGAUACCCUAGUGAGGAGUAUGAAGUGACAACAGAAGAUGGGUAUAUUCUCUCCGUUAACAGAAUUCCUUAUGGAAGAAAAGGCCGUGAGAGGAGCAAAGGUCCAAGGCCUGCUGUGUUUCUGCAGCAUGGUUUGCUUGCAGAUGCCAGCAAUUGGAUCACAAACUUGGAUUACAACAGCCUCGGCUUUAUGCUGGCAGAUGCUGGCUAUGAUGUAUGGCUGGGAAACAGCAGAGGGAACACCUGGUCCAGGAAACAUACACACUUCACAGUGAAGCAAGAAGAAUUCUGGGUUUUCAGCUUUGAUGAAAUGGCUAAGUAUGACAUUCCAGCCUCAGUGGACUUUAUUUUGAAGAAGACUGGCCAGGAACAAGUAUUUUACAUUGGGCAUUCACAGGGCACCACAAUGGCUUUCGUUGCUUUUUCAACUUUGCCACAGCUGGCUAAGAAAAUCAAAAUGUUCUUUGCCUUGGCACCAGUAGCUACAGUCAAGUUUGCCACUAGCCCUCUGGUAAAAUUGGGAGUGUUUCCCGACCUGCUACUCAAGGACAUGUUUGGAAAGAAACAAUUCCUCCCUCAGAAUUCGUUGCUGAAGUGGCUUGCUACCCACGUGUGCACCCACAGAAUACUUGAUGACCUUUGCGGCAACAUAUUCUUUCUUCUGUGUGGUUUUAAUGAAAGAAACUUGAAUAUGAGCCGAGUGGAUGUGUAUUCAACACACUGCCCUGCAGGGACAUCUGUACAAAACAUGAUCCACUGGAGCCAGGCUGUGAAGACUGGGGAACUCAAAGCUUAUGACUGGGGAAGCAAGGCUGCAAAUAUGGCUCACUACAACCAGUCUACUCCCCCUUUCUACAAAAUAAAAGAGAUGACUGUACCAACCGCGGUGUGGACUGGUGGACAGGACUGGCUGGCAGACCCAAAGGAUGUUGCUAUGCUGCUCACUCAGAUCACAAACUUGGUUUACCGCAAAAACAUUCCAGAAUGGGAACAUUUGGAUUUCAUCUGGGGCCUUGAUGCACCUUACCGCAUGUAUAAUGAAAUAAUUAACAUGAUUAGCAAAUAUCUCUAAGCCGGCAAUGGUAUUUCAGAGUAUUAGUUCACCAGGAAUUCGUCUUUUUGGAACAUACGCUUUUCUGGCAAUAAUGCUACAUUGUUUAUUUAUGAUGCAUUUUUAAAAUGCCAGCAAUGACUACUGAAUUGGAUUCAUAUUUGGUUUGUUUUCCUCAGUAUUAUUUCUCUCUCCUGCAGAAAUCCUCAUUGUAUCCUGCUGAUUUUGCACGCAGUGGCAUGGUACUCAAAAAACAGGAGUGUGACUUUGCACAAAAGGAGUAUGUCACGUGCAUAUAAAUUUAGUGACAUGUCUGAAAGACAAGUUAGUCCAUUCAGCACCUCAGGUGCUUGACAAUUAAAACAGUAAGUAUUUCACUGUGCAUGAAACACUGCCAUUUCUCAGUACGUUGCCAUUUCUGAGUACCUUUCAGUAGUACUCCUAGUACUGCAGUGACCCAUUUGGUGCUGGUACUUUAACAAGCACUUAGUGACUUUUUGCUGCAUUAUUAUUUUAGCCAUCACAUACAAGCUAGCUACGUCAGAUGACUUUCUUUUUCAAUAUUGCCCAGAAGAACUGUCAUGAAGCCAGAGAAGAUCACCACUGUCAGUUGAAAUCUCCUAUUUUGGGACUGAUUCAUUGCUGCAUUUUUCUUGAUUUAAUGUCCUGGUAUGUUUCACGUACCAGCUAUGGAUAAGGAUUGUUAUUUGCCCUUGCAGAUUCCUGGAACAAGAGAAGCGGUUAAAGAAAUACCACUUUCAGUUAGCUUUGUCAAUAGGUUAUGGCUUUCAAGGAGAAUGAUGUAACAUACUCGUGUUUUGUUUUCUUUGCACUGACCACUAAAAACCAAGCUCCCCCAGGUAUACUACUGGCGAGGGAAGAGCCAAAGCAUUAAUUCUAUAGCUUGAGUGACUUAAUUUGCAUGGACUUUUCCCUUUAAUCAUCUGCUGCUUUGAAGAUCUGUUUACUUCUUAGCUGCUUAUGUGGUGCUCGCCACCAUUGUGUUCAGGAACCGUACAACACCCUGGUGAAGCCUGGCAGUAUUAACGGCAGUUUCCAUUUGUCUCGGUUUCCACUUCAAACUGGGGCUAAGCCCCCAUUUAAUGGGGGGAGAGGAUUCACAUCUGCUUCAGGGGUCUGGCUUUGGAGCUGUAAUUGUCUGUAGUAUGGGUGCCUCGCUCUUUCCAUCGACUAUGCAGAGGACUUUGGCUCCUCUGAAUUGCACAAAAGUUCCAUGCCAAAUGUAGAGGUAUGAACAAUCUCCAGAGUCAGUUGCCUCAGUCCAGAUGGUAGUUUCUGUGCCAUGGUUGGAUUCAACCCAGAUUUCUGUCAGUAAUCCCAACAGGAUAAAAAGCCUUUUCUACGUGGCAUAGAAAAUAGUGCAUUUUAAACUGCGGCAAACUUUCUUUAUAAAAAAUAAUUGCAAAAAGAUGCAUAAGCCAUAAAUUAGGGUUUGUUUUUUGGGGUUUGUUUUUUUUUUAUUCCUAAUUCAGACUCAGGGAAUCCUCAGGCUUUGUUUAACUAAAAGGUGGUUCAUGAUAUUUCAGUUGCGAUUCCUAGCAGGACCUCUAAGUUUGCUUUAUAUUUGUAGCAGCCAUAUUUGCUUCACCUUGCUGUGCUGAAAGGAAGUUUCUGUAGGAAUCCAAAGUGGCUAACUUAGCAGUUGUGAGGGUAUGUGAUACAGCAAGAGCCAUGUGCAUCAUGUUCAUUAAACUUGAGAUAUUUCAAUAAACAUGAGACCUGC
Messenger RNA from Aptenodytes forsteri (emperor penguin), 2809 nucleotides. RefSeq names its product lipase A, lysosomal acid type (gene LIPA). The record is from RefSeq and is a predicted model, not a curated record. The transcript has 8 exons. NCBI's taxonomy places the organism in Eukaryota, Metazoa, Chordata, Aves, Sphenisciformes, Spheniscidae. Bases 205 to 1086 code for a protein of 293 amino acids.